Molecule: messenger RNA, 667 nt
Organism: Dentiscutata heterogama
Lineage: Eukaryota; Fungi; Glomeromycota; Glomeromycetes; Diversisporales; Gigasporaceae
Source: the annotation of a GenBank genome assembly
GUCACAAUGGCGUUCAAAGUCAACACUAAUGGACCAACAAGAAAUUUCAAGGAAAAACUCGAAAAACUCGAAAAAUGCUUGUACGGAAUGUGUGAAGUCAAAAAGAAAAUGUGUAUCUAAUUCUUCACAGCAAUGUGAAAGAUGCAUAGAAAAGAACUUGAUAUGUACCUAUCAUCCGCAUCAUAAAAAACGUGGUCCAAAGCCGAAUAAUGCUGCAAAAAAGCGGGUUCCAAAGUCAACACAUGACAUUGUGUCUUUUAUCGAAUCAGAUCCAUCUAAUAACUUCGGAUUAAGUGAAGAGAAUGAUAAAAAAUUUGUAAUACUUGAAAUUACGCAAGAAAUCGAACAUAAAUCUAAGAUGAAUGCACAAACUCAGCACUCCACCAUCAGUUCCAAUAAUACGACAACAAAUAUUGGAUACAACCACUGUAUGUAUUCUCCGACAGCUAAUGAAGUACCUGACACACGUGCACAAGCUCUUCAGCCCAAUAACUUUCGGGGAAAUUAUCCUACCUUCUAUACGCAGCAAACAUAUGAAUCAUAUGAUUUCCAAUUACCUUUACCUUUUACUAUUCCUUCAAAUCCAUAUAAUUCGAUGUACAAUCACGAUCCAACAGGUAGUAGUUAUAGUUUCCCGACACCCCAUGACCAAUGGAGCCCUAAAUAA